This is a messenger RNA of Dichotomopilus funicola, 417 nucleotides long. RefSeq lists its product as uncharacterized. The coding region runs from base 1 to 417 and encodes 138 amino acids. The record is from RefSeq and is a predicted model, not a curated record. Lineage: Eukaryota; Fungi; Ascomycota; Sordariomycetes; Sordariales; Chaetomiaceae. The transcript has 2 exons.
AUGUCUACCCCCGAAGAGAUCCAGGCCGCCAAGGCUAAAUACGCCGGCCGUCCCCGCGAAGAAAUCGCCAUCCUCUACGACUACGAACUCGCCAACGCCCCUGGCAAGUCCAUCGUCGGCCUCGACCUCCGCUACGCGCCCGGUGGCUGGAGCCCGCCGCACAGGCACGCGGGUGCGCAGGCGGUCGCUUAUGUCCUCGAGGGCGAGUUCCUCAGCGGGAUGAAUGGGAACCCACCCAAGGUGUACAAGCCUGGUGAGAAGUUUGUGGAGUUGCCCGGUUGCCAUCAUACCGUGUCGGAUAAUGCGAGCAUGACGGAGCCGAUGCGGGCGAUUGUGGUGUUGAUUGUGGAUACGGCGGUGUUGAAGGGGGAGAAGGGGUAUGCGGCGUUGACGGAGAUUGAUGAGGGGUGGGAGUAG